This is a messenger RNA of Lathyrus oleraceus (garden pea), 4179 nucleotides long. Its product is annotated as transcription factor GTE4. The record is from RefSeq and is a predicted model, not a curated record. The transcript is spliced from 5 exons. Lineage: Eukaryota; Viridiplantae; Streptophyta; Magnoliopsida; Fabales; Fabaceae. Gene Ontology annotation, molecular function: protein binding. Bases 653 to 3733 code for a protein of 1026 amino acids.
CGCUCCACUCCACCGCCUGCGACAACUUUUCAAAUUCUCACAAACGAAACUCCCCGCCAUUAAAGUCCAUAACCUUUUCCUUUCCGCGUGACACUCACGCAGCUAGCGAUUUCCCAUCCAAGUGGUGUGUGUUAAACACGCUCCCUUGUUUCGAGUGAGUCCACUUCCCGAAUAUUCGGCGAUAUAAUGCUUCACAGGCACGAUUCUUAGGUGCACCCCCAAACGCGUAACAUGGUCCACGGUCUCUCACGAACCCACCGUUGUCGUACACCUGUGUAGAUUCAAUAAAACGACGAUCGUUUUGAGAAGGAGAGAGAAAGUCGACAAGUUCUAGAGAGAGAAAGUGAGAGAGUGCUAGAUCUGAUCGGAGCCAAGGUAAACCAGCUUCGAAACCCUACUGAAUCGUUCUCUCUCGAUGCGUUUUUUAUUAGUCUGAUUCUUCGUUUAUCUCUUGGUUCCGAUAAGGUUACGAGUGAACCCUAGAAGUUUUGAGGAUUGAUUUGGCGGUGGAAAAAGCCCAAAAAAUUUAGGGUUUUGAUUUUCGUUUCUUCUGAUAUUGUAUUUUACAAGAUUGUUCGAUUUGAAGGUGCGUAAAACCCUAGGAUUUUGGGGACUUUUUUUGGAUUGGUUUUGGAAUUAGGGUUUUGGAUGUAUGGCUUCGGGGCCUACGGAUGGAGCUAAAGAGAGGCAGAGAUACAUCGAAGGUAAGGUUUACAGAAGAAGAGUUUUCAGAGGUACCAAGAAAAACCCUAACGUAAGGGACACCGUAGCUUCCGCCACCACAACUACUAGAGAUGACAACGCCCCCACUACUACAGUCACCAAUGACACCAGUGAUAACAAGAAUAUCAAUAAUGAUGAAGCCAAGAGUAAUAAUGUUUUGGCUCAGCCACUGGUUCCUCAAUUGGCGGUGUUGGAGGAUGGGGAUUUAACUCACACCGAAGGGAGUUCAAGAUUGGAGGAUGGAAAUACUGCUCAGCCACCAGAGAGUUUAAGAUUAGAGGAUGGAAAUUCACCCCAACAGCAAUUGGAGGACCAGAAUUUGGUUGGGCAACAAGUGAUUUCAAGUACAGGGGAUGGGAAUUCACCUCAGCGGGAAUUGGAGGAGCAGAAUUCAGCUCAGCCACAAGCAAGUUUGAGAACAGGGGAUGGGAAUUCACCCCAGCAGUUAUUUGAGGAUGGAAAUACAGCUCAGGCACAUGAGAAUUCAAGAUUAGAGGAUGGAAAUUCACCCCAACAGCCAUUGGAGGACCAGAAUUUGAUUGGGCAACACGUGAGUUCAAGAACAGAGGAUGAAAAUUCACCUCAGCAGCAAUUAAAGGAGCAGAAUUCGGCUCAGCCACAAGCAAGUUUGAGAACAGGGGAUGGGAAUUCACCCCAGCAGCUAUUUGAGGACCAUAGUUUGGCUCAGCCACAAGCGAGUUCGAGAACAGGGGAUGGGAAUUCACCCCAGCUGCAAUUUGAGGGUGAGAAUUUGGCCCAGGCACAUGUGAGUUCAAGAGCAGGGGAUAGGAAUUCACCUCGGCCUCAAAGCUCAACACAUAAGGAUGUGAAUUCUCCUCAGCCUCAGGAAAAUUCAAGAUCAGAUGAUGGGAACACGUCUCAGCUAGAAGUGAGUUCAACACAUAAGGAUGUGAAUUCUCCUCAGCCUCAGGAAAAUUCAAGACCAGAUGAUGGCAACACAUCUCAGCUAGAAGUGAGUUCAAGAUUGGAGGACGGGAGUUUGCCUCACCCGGAAUUAAUUUCAAAGUUGGAAGACAGGGCUUCUCUGCAGCUAGAUAAUUCAAUACUGGAAGAUGAAAAUUUGUCUCAGCCACAAGUGAAUUUGAGAUUGGAGGAAGGGAGUUCACCUCAACCACUAGUCAAUUCCACAUUAGAGGAUCAGAAUCUGGCUCAGCCGCCUUCCCCGCCAGUUUCUGACCACUUGCCCAGCCAUCAGCAGCCCGAGCCUUCUAACCUCAAUAUUCGGCGGGAGGAUGAUACAUCAUCGAGCCCCAUCCAUAGGCACAGCGCGAUUUCUGAUGACUUGCACAGCCAUCAGCAGGCUGAACCUUCUAACCCCAAUGUUCAGCAGGAGGAGGAUGGACCUUCUAGCCCUAUUUAUGGGCAUGACCCAGUUCCUAGCACUGGGUACCGACAUUCCGAGAAUGUGACUGUGGAGCCGAGUCAAGAGGACCGAUUCAAGAUCAAUCUGGCCUUGAAGUCAAAGCAGGAGAAACAAGAGAUACGCUGGAAGCUUGAAAGUGAGCUUGGUGUAGUGAGAAAUUUGGUCAAGAGGAUUGAAGUGAAACAGGGGCAUGUUGGUGCUUAUGGCAAUUCAAAUGUUGGUGCUUAUGGCAAUUCAAAUGUAGGUGCUUAUGGCAAUUCAAAUGUAGGUGCUUAUGGCAAUUCAAAUGUGGUGUUGGGUGGUGGGAUCUCUAAUGGAGGUGGUGCAAAGCGUGCUCACUCAGAGGUAGCCUCUGCUGGUGUUUCGCGACAACCUACCAGGCCUUUGCACCAGUUAAGUUUUCCAAUGUUCCAUAAUAGUCAAGGGGUCAGUGAAAAUGUUGAGAAGGAAAAGAGAAUGCCUAAAGCAAACCAGUUUUAUCGUAACUCAGAGUUCCUGCUUGCAAAAGAUAAAUUCCCUCCUGCAGAGAGCAACAAGAAGUCAAAAUUGAAUUGGAAGAAGCAAGGUGGUGGAGAAAUGGGUCCCGGGCUUCGAAUGGGAUCCAAGUUUUUCAAGAGCUGUAGUUCACUGCUUGAAAAAUUGAUGAAACACAAGCAUGGGUGGGUGUUUAAUUCUCCUGUUGAUGUUGAGGGUCUUGGUUUGCAUGACUAUUUUACGAUCAUCACUCAUCCAAUGGACUUGGGAACUGUGAAGACAAGGCUGAACAAGAAUUGGUACAAAUCACCGAAGGAAUUUGCAGAGGAUGUGAGACUCACUUUUGAUAAUGCUAUGACAUAUAAUCCAGAGGGACAGGAUGUUCAUGUAAUGGCAGAGCAUUUAUCAAAGGUUUUCGAGGACAGGUGGGCUAUAAUAGAGUCAGAUUACAAUCGUGAGAUGAGAUUUGGCAUGGAGUAUGGUGCACCUUCACCUUUGCCUAGAAGGGCUCCUACAUUUACUCCACCGCCUCUAGAUAUGCGACGAAUUUUGGACAGAUCCGAAUCUUUGGCACGAACUCCAAGAUCUAUGAACAAUACUCCAUCAAGUAGAACCCCAGCUCUAAAAAAGCCAAAGGCAAAAGAUCCCAAUAAAAGAGACAUGACAUUUGAUGAAAAGCAAAAACUAAGCACAAACCUUCAGGGUUUACCUCCGGAGAAGCUUGAUGCUAUUGUACUCAUCAUUAAGAGGAGAAAUUUAGCCUUGAAUCAACAUGAUGAUGAAAUUGAAGUGGACAUUGAUAGCGUGGAUGCUGAGACUCUUUGGGAGCUUGAUAGAUUUGUGACCAACUAUAAGAAAAGUUUGAGCAAAAACAAGAGGAGGGCCGAAGUUGCUCGAGCUAGAGCAGAAGCUUUGCAGAAUUCCAUCCAGAGGAGCCAGCCACCAGCUACGAUAGAGAUUUCUAGAGAACCACAAGCAGAUGAAAGAAAUGUUCCCCCAUCCUUGCCUGUGCAAGGGGGAAGUCAAGCAGAUAAUAGAAGUAGAUCAAGUAGUUCAAGCAGCUCAAGCAGUGAUUCCGGGUCUUCUUCAAGUGAUUCUGAUAGUGACAGUUCCUCAGCCUCGGGAUCUGAUGCAGGGUCACAAGGAACAUGAUAUAAUGCUAGAUGUUAGAUGUUUAGAUUAGAUAAUGAUGGCGACAGUUGCCUAGUGUUGGUGUUUGAAGGUUGGAGAUUAACAGUUGGAUUAUAGUGGAAGGGCGUGGGAAAUCCUACUGAUGUAGUAUGGGAGUUUUUGUUCCCACAUUUCUUGUAUAAUAAUGUUUGGUAGGAUGUGAUGAUAUGGUUAAUUAGGUAGGGUAGUUAGUGUUCCGUAGCAUGUGUACAUUGCUAACUACUGCUGCGCAUUGAGUUUUCCUUGAUGACAUUUUUGUUGUUUGUGCUGGCAGAUUCAUGAAUUUUUGGUGUUAUACAAAAAUAAUACUUGUCAUGUAAUUUUCUACAUCUUCAAAAUACCAUUCCAUGUACUAGCUUACAACUGUGAAAUUUUUAUUCAAGGGAGAAUUCAAUCUGUGGUAGUACAAGAAAGGCAAUUUUUGGUCA